Messenger RNA from Mauremys mutica (yellowpond turtle), 3765 nucleotides. RefSeq names its product integrin alpha-X-like. Lineage: Eukaryota; Metazoa; Chordata; Testudines; Geoemydidae. The record is from RefSeq and is a predicted model, not a curated record. Bases 100 to 3396 code for a protein of 1098 amino acids. The transcript is spliced from 28 exons. Gene Ontology annotation, biological process: integrin-mediated signaling pathway; cell-matrix adhesion; cell adhesion mediated by integrin. Gene Ontology annotation, cellular component: external side of plasma membrane; integrin complex. Gene Ontology annotation, molecular function: integrin binding.
UCAAUUCUCUUUCCUCUGCACUCAGCUGCCUCCUCCGCAGUGCCCGCAAACCUCCUGGGACACCGCUCCCAGCAGUCAACCCACCUCCAGCUUCCCAGGAUGCACCCCUUGCGUCUGCUCGUUUGCCUGGGCACAGUGCUGGCCCCGAGCCGUGGAUUCAGUGUGGAUGUGGAGAGACCCAUCGCCUUCCAGGAGGCAGCCAGGGGGUUCGGGCAGAGCGUGGUGCAGUUCGGGAGUGCCAGCGCCGGGGGGGUGAUCGUCGGGGCCCCGCUGCAGAUGGGAGACAUGAAUGAAACCGGCAAAGUCUACAAGUGCGACCCGGGCUCCAGACGCUGCCAGGAGAUCCCCAUCCAGAGGCCCCCCGAUGCCGUGAACAUGUCCCUCGGUUUGUCUCUGGCUGCCCGGGGCUCCAAUCUUCUGGUGUGCGGCCCCACUGUGCACCGGGCCUGUGGGGAGAACAUGUACAUCAACGGCUACUGCUUCCUCCUGGACCAGAGCCUCCGGCAGCUCCAACGCAUCCCGGACAGCCUGGCAGAGUGCCCCAGACGUGCCACAGACAUAGCGCUCCUCAUCGACGGCUCGAGCAGCAUCAGACCAGAAAACUUCAGAAAGAUGAAGACGUUUCUCUCUGAGAUCAUGAAGCGUUUCCGCAGCACCGACACGCAGUUCGCCCUCAUGCAGUACUCGAACAGAUUUACAGAGCACUUCGACUUCUCACAGUACAGGAGGAGUCGCAACCCCGAUGACCUUGUCAGGUCGGUCGUGCAGCUCACGGGUUGGACGCACACGGCCAGCGCCAUCUGGAAAGUGGUGCAGGAGCUGUUCACCACUGGGAGAGGCGCUCGGGAUGAGGCCACCAAGGUUCUCAUUGUGAUCACAGAUGGGCAGAAAACUGGAGACCUGCUUUUUUAUUCAGAUGCUGUCCCCGAGGCUGAGAGAGCUGGAAUCGUCCGCUACGCCAUCGGGGUCGGCGAAGCCUUCUCCAGUGAUACUGCCCAACAGGAGCUCCAGGAGAUCGCCUCUGAGCCCACCAACGAGCACGUCUUCCAGGUGGACAAUUUCGAUGCCCUCCAGGGCAUCCAGAGCCAGUUGCAGGAGAUGAUCUUCGCCAUCGAAGGUUAUUCGUCUCAGGUCGUCACAGCCAAUGGGCAGAGCAGCUACGUGGUCGGGGCCCCUCGCUACCAACACACCGGCAAAGUCGUCCUGUUCAGCUGGGAUACCAGUGACGGACAAUGGACACCCAGAUGGGAGCUGCAGGGGGAGCAGGUCGGCUCGUAUUUCGGGGGUACGCUGUGCGCUGUGGACCUCGACAGAGAUGGGAGCACGGACCUGGUUCUGAUCGGAGCCCCCAUGUACUAUACACCUCUGAAUGGAGGGCGCGUCUAUAUUUGCUCGUUUAGCCGGCAGGGGGCGACGCUGAGGCGUAGGAGAACACUGCAGGGGCAGACGGGGCAGGCAUUCGGGCGCUUUGGGGCCAGCAUGUCCGAAAUCGGGGACAUCAGUGGGGAUGGACAGACGGACGUGGCCAUCGGGGCCCCCCUGGAGAACGACAAUCGUGGGGCCUUGUACAUCUUCCAUGGGGAAAAGGGAGGCCUCAGUCCCCAGUACAGACAGCGCAUCGAGGGGUCGCUGUUUCCCAGCACGCUGCAGUACUUUGGCCAGGCCGUCAGUGGCGGGACAGACCUGACGGGGGACGGACUCCCAGACAUCGCGGUGGGGGCACAAGGGCAGGUCCUGCUGCUGAGGUCCCGGCCAGUGCUCAGAGUCAGGGUCUCCAUCAGCUUCCAGCCCCCAACCAUCCCCACCUCGGCCUUCGACUGCCAGGGGCAGGAGCAGCUCAACACGGAAGCCAGCAGGGCAGAGGUCUGCUUCACCGUCACUAAGAGCACCAAGGACAGCCUAGGCAACAGGAUCUCCAGCACCAUCCAGUACAGCCUGGCCCUGGACCCCGGGCUGACGAAGAUUCGAGCCGCCUUCGACUCCACCGGCCCCGUCCUGAGCAGGGAGCUGCGGCUCGGCAUCGAGACGAGAUGUGAGACAUACCGGAUAAUGUUACCUCUCUGCCCUGAGGACACACUGACCCCCAUCACCCUGCACCUCAACUACACCCUGAUGGGGGAGCCCAUCACUGCUGCCGGCCACCUCAGACCCAUCCUGAGUGAGGACUCCACUGUGAUGACUGCAGACCUGCUCCCGUUUGAGAAGGACUGCGGCAGUGACAGAGUCUGCACUGAUGAACUACAAAUUUCCUUCAGUUUCUCAGGCUUGAGCACCCUGGUGGUGGGAGACACCCCUGAACUCAACACCACCGUCUCCAUCCAGAAUCACGGGGAGAAUUCCUACAACACCACGGUGGAGUUCUUCUACCCGGCCGCGCUGUCCUACCGCCGGGUCCUGCUGCUCCAGUCUAACAGGAGGGCCAUGACCGUUAAGUGCAGCUCGGCCGUGGGCACUGAGGAGCAGAGUCAGAGGAACAGCACCUGCCACAUCAACCACCCCAUCUUCUGGAGCGGGGCCGAGGCCAUUUUCAUCGCCACAUUUGACGUCUCCCCCAAAGCUGAUCUGGGGGACAGUCUGCAGAUCACAGCCAAAACCAGCAGUGACAAUGGUGGCCCCAUCACUGAGCGCAUGAUUCACCAGGCGGAGCUGCCGGUCAAGUACGGCAUCUUCAUCAUCCUCACCAGCCUUGAGGAAUCGACCAAGUAUAUCAACUUUUCUGCCGAGGAGGCAGGGACAAGUGUGCCAGUGACACAUUGGUAUGAGGUCAAGAACCUGUGGCAGCGACGCGUCCCCAUCUCGGUCACGUUCCAGUUCCCCGUGGAGCUGAGCGGGGUCCGGGUGUGGGACGCCUCUGAGGUCGUCCCCUCCAAGCCCCACCUGGCUCAGUGCGCCAGUGAGGCUGACACGCCCGGUUCGAAGGACUUUGUGAAGCAGAUGAGCGAUCGCCCCCUGCUGGACUGCUCCGUGGCCACCUGUAAGAAGAUCCGGUGCAGAAUCGCCACCCUGGAAAUGCAGCACCCGCUGGAGUUCAUGAUCAAAGGGAACGUCAGCUUCCAGUGGGUCUCCCAGACUCAGCAGCAGAAAGUGAGUCUGGUGAGCGAGGCCCGGAUUGAAUACGAGGAGGAGAAAUACACCCAGAAGGAGGGAUUCGUCCAGCGCCAGGUGCAGACGGUGGUGGAGCGCUCCGAGGUCUAUAACUACCUGCCCAUCAUCGUGGGCAGCAGCGUGGGGGGCCUGGUCCUGCUGGGUCUCAUCACCACAGCCCUCUACAAGCUUAAUUUCUUCAAGCGCCAGUACAAGGAGAUGAUGGAGGACACGAGGGACGGUGUUGGAGCCAGGCUGGGCCAGAGCAACUGUGCCAAUGUCUGCCUCAGCCCUGACAUCCCCAAACAAUAGCCCCCCUGCCCCACCCCAGCCCCAGGAUGCUGUGGAUCUGCCCUUCCCAACAUCUGCCCCCCAUUGACCGCUCUGGAUCUGCACCCUGAUGACCUACUCAGAACAUCGCCCUAUAACAACCAUGUGGGGUUGGGAGUCUGGACUUGUGAGUUCUCUCCCCAGCUCUGGGAGGGGAGUGAGGUCUAGUGGUUAGAGCGGCUGGGGGAAGCUGGGAGACAGGCCUCCUAGGUUCUAUCCCGAGCGGAUGAGAGAUCUGUGCUAUGCUAGAUUAGAACAAUAUGGGACGUGAACCCUCUCGCAAAGCGAUGGACGCUAAGGAGCUCAGUGUGUGCGGUUUAUUAAAAAGAAGACAUGUGCGAUUGCAGUGUA